Molecule: messenger RNA, 2909 nt
Organism: Benincasa hispida (wax gourd)
Lineage: Eukaryota; Viridiplantae; Streptophyta; Magnoliopsida; Cucurbitales; Cucurbitaceae
Product: putative leucine-rich repeat receptor-like serine/threonine-protein kinase At2g19230
Biological process (GO): protein phosphorylation
Molecular function (GO): protein binding; protein kinase activity; ATP binding
Source: RefSeq, a predicted model, not a curated record
UAUAUAGAUAGAGAUGAAGAGAGAAGAAUAAUAGUAUAGUUUUCAUUUGGUCUGGGUUUUCCUUGAAAAUGGAAUGGAGCUGGUUGGUUGCCUCUCUGAGUGUUUUGGCGGUGGGUUUCCUCUUCGUCCACGCCGACCAACUUCCACAAGGUUUCAUUAGCAUCGACUGUGGUGCAGUUGUUGACUCGGUAGACCUAAACAACGAGAUCCCAUAUAAAUCAGACAAGAAUCUGAUAAAUUCAGGAGUGAGUGCUCAGAUUUCCCCAGAAUUUGCCGAUUAUAGCCUGCAGUAUAGAAACCUAAGGAGCUUUCCGGAGGGAGUAAAGAACUGCUACACUCUCCGGCCAGAAACCGGCAAAAACAACAAUUAUCUCAUCAGAGCCUUCUUCAUCUAUGGCAAUUACGACGGCAAAAACUCCACCCCUGUAUUUCGCAUCUAUCUUGGCGUUAAUUUGUGGGAUACCAUCACCGCCGAUGACUUCACAAUCGAGGCAAUUUACAUGGCUCCCACAGACUAUAUUGACGUAUGCCUUGUCAAUAUAGGAAGUGGAGUCCCUUAUAUUUCUGCCUUGGAAUUACGGCCCUUGCCCAACUCUGUUUAUCGCACUGAUCCCCAACAAUUCAUGGCGAGGUGGACUCGACGCGAUGUCGGCGGAGAAGAUAAAUUUAGAUAUCCACAGGAUAUUGAUGAUCGAAUCUGGAGACCUUAUUCUGACUCGUCGUUGAACAAGAUACAAACGGACGCGGACAUCACACACACCAGUAAUGAUCCGUACAAAUUACCAGAAUUAAUGUUGAAAACUGCCCAUGGAACCCUAAAUUCCAGCAUUCCUUUCGUCUACGAAUGGACCCCUGAAGAGGCCAGCUCUCUAUUCUAUUUCUGCUUUCAUUUCGCUGAGAUCGAGAAGUUGGCUUCUUCGGUAAGAGAAAUGAGUAUUGUGUUGAAUGACAUCCACACCAUUGCACAAUCUGUAAUUCUCCAGUAUCUCAUACCACAAACCAUAUGCUCAACUUCUGCUGGUCUCCCUGUUAAUCUCAAUCAGCAAAAUUAUUUACGCAUUUCUGCAGCCUCCGGUUCGGAUCUUCCUCCCAUUGUCAAUGGGUUUGAGAUUUUUUAUAUCAGAAACCUCUCUCUUUCACCUACAUUCUUACACGACGUUAAUGCUGUAAUGGAUAUAAAGGAGACGUUCAAGUUAUUGAAUAGUGAGUGGCAGGGGGAUCCAUGUUUGCCUGAAUUUUCUGUAUGGAAUGGUUUAAACUGCAGCGAUAGUAAUCCCCCUAGGAUAAUUUCACUGAACUUGAGUAGGAGCAAGUUAACAGGAGAGAUCCCAUUUUCCAUCUCCGAUCUCACUCAAUUGGAGACUCUGGAUUUAUCAUACAAUGACUUAAGUGGACCACUUCCAGAAUUUCUAGCGCAACUGCCUCUUUUAAAAAUCCUCAAUUUAACUGGUAAUAAUCUUGGUGGCACGGUUCCGGAAGCACUUCUUGUGAAAUCUAGAGAUGGAGUUUUGAAUUUGAGAGUGGCUGAUAAUCCAGAACUCUGUUUGUCACCUCCUUGCAAGAAAAAGAAAAAGAAAGUUUCUAUUCUUCCUGUUAUCAUUGCUGUAGUAGGAACCGUCAUCCUAAUUAUAGCCUGCUUGGUCUUACUUUUAAUCUAUAAGAGAAGCAAGAAAAAGAAAUCGAUGAAGUCGAUGGAAGAGAAAAUUUCACUGAAGCAAAAACAUCGAGAGUACAGUUACUCUGAAGUUGUGAGUCUCACAAAUAAUUUCAAAGACAUCAUUGGAGAAGGAGGAUUUGGAAAAGUAUAUAAAGGUGCUUUGAAAGAUAAAACUUUGGUUGCUGUAAAGCUGCUCUCAUCAACAUCAAAGCAGGGUUAUAAGGAAUUUCAAACUGAGGCACAACUCUUAAUGAUCGUUCAUCACCGAAACUUGGUUUCUCUUGUUGGAUAUUGCGACGAGGGUAACACCAAGGCACUCAUUUAUGAAUACAUGGUCAAUGGAAAUUUGCGGGAACGUUUAUCUGAGACAAGUACAAAUGCUCUGAGUUGGAAUGAAAGACUUCAAAUUGCAGUGGAUGCAGCACAUGGGCUUGAUUAUCUACACAAUGGUUGCAAGCCAACAAUAGUCCACAGAGAUUUAAAACCUGCCAACAUACUAUUAGAUGAUAUGAUGCAAGCCAAAAUAUCUGAUUUUGGAUUGUCUAGAACUUUUCAAGUUGAAAAUCAAUCUGAAAUAUUAACACAAUUAGCUGGAACGCCAGGGUACUUUGAUCCCGAAAGCCAAACACUUGGACAUUUGAAUAAGAAAAGUGACGUUUAUAGCUUUGGGAUAAUCAUAUUUGAGUUGAUCACUGGAUCCCCUGCAAUAACAAGAAGCCACAAUGGCAAUAGUAUCCACCUUCUAGAUUGGGUUGGUCCAGUAAUGAAGAAAGGGAAUAUUGAAGAUGUGGUUGAUAUGAGAAUAAAUGCCGAAGUUAACAAUAACUCAGCUCGUAGAAUGGGCGAGAUAGCAAUGUCAUGCACCCACCCAAAUGGUGACCAAAGGCCUGACAUUAGUGUUGUCUUGGAGGAGCUUAAGGAGUGUUUGGCAACUAAGAACAGUUUCAGAAAGUUAUGAAUUUUCUUCAGCAACUUUAUAUGAGUUAGAUGCUGGUUCUCGGUCUUAGGUAAUUGUAUUUCAUUCUUACGUUCAAAGCUAGUUGGUUGACUGUGAUUUGGAAUUUCUGGUAUUUAUAUAGCACAUGAACAUGUUUAAUGGCUUAGAAAAAUAUUUUCAGAAUUUAACAGAAAUAUUAAGCUAAGGCAUUAUUUUGUAAAAUUGUGUUCUCGUUUUCGGACCAUGAGUUCAUUGUACUUGGUUGUGAAAACAUGUAUAAAAAUACUGGAGACCGUUGAGGCUUCAUCCCUUGAA